CAUCGAGUAGACUGAACAGAGUCCUCAAUGUCAUCUCCAGACGUACACGAACUUACCCUUUCUCCCAUCACUGCUCACUCCUUCAAUGGAGACAGAACAAAGCUUGCUGUUUGCCCUAACGACACUAAUGUCCACAUUUACAACACUAGCUCUAACAACUGGUCCAUCGAAGCAACUUUGAAGGAUCACGACAAAGUCGUUACUGGUAUUGACUUUGCUCCCAACUCCAACCGUAUUGUGACCUGCUCGCAGGAUCGUAACGCCUACGUGUGGACUCAAGAAAACGGUGUUUGGAAGCCUGCUUUGGUAUUGUUGCGUAUCAACCGUGCUGCUACCUACGUCCGCUGGUCUCCCAACGAAGACAAGUUCGCUGUUGCUAGCGGUGCCAGAGCUAUCUCUGUGUGUUAUUUCGACGAGGAUAACGACUGGUGGGGUAGCAAGCAUAUCAAGAAGCCCAUUCGUAGCACUGUCCUCUCUGUCGACUGGCAUCCUAACAACGUCCUUCUUGCUUCCGGCUCCGCUGAUAUGAAGGCUCGCGUCUUUUCUGCCUUCAUUAAGGGUGUUGAUAAGAAGCCUGCUCCUACCGUUUGGGGCGACAAGCUUCCUUUCAACACUCUGUGCGGUGAAUUCCAGAGUAACCGUGGCGGUUGGGUUCACAGUGUUGCUUUCUCUCCCUCGGGUGAUGUGUUGGCCUUUGCCGGUCAUGAUUCAUCCAUUAAUAUUGCAUACCCAAGUGCCGAUGGCAACCCUACUGUCGUCACUGUUGUUACGCCCAGUCUUCCCUACCUGUCCUUGAUCUGGGCCAACGAUAGACAAAUCGUUGCUGCUGGUCAUGACUGCGCACCCGUCUUGUUUGAAACCUCAGACAACCAAGACUGGCAUCUGACUGGUUCUCUCGACGAAAACAAGAAGAAGACCUCCAUCUCUACUUCUGUCUUGAGUCGUUUCAAGACCAUGGAUUCUCGCGGCUCCUCUGACAACGACACUGAUCUCAAUACCAUUCAUCAAAAUACUAUUCUUCAAGUGCGCCCAUACAGUGGCUCCCCUGAUCAAGUUGCCCAGUUCUCCACCGCCGGCGUGGACGGCAAGAUUGUUAUUUGGGACUUCGAUCCUAGCCGCGUUGCUAAGGAUCUGUCUUCCCUUCGCGUGUAAAAUAGCCCUCAAAUUACUUCCGCUGUUAGGUUUUUCAUGAUGCAAUUGAUUUUAAUGAUGGAUUAUGAAAGGAAAUAAUUAAAAAAUGCGAAACUGAAAACAAAUAA
Messenger RNA from Umbelopsis ramanniana AG, 1259 nucleotides. RefSeq lists its product as uncharacterized. Bases 28 to 1152 code for a protein of 374 amino acids. Gene Ontology annotation, molecular function: actin filament binding. NCBI's taxonomy places the organism in Eukaryota, Fungi, Mucoromycota, Umbelopsidomycetes, Umbelopsidales, Umbelopsidaceae. Gene Ontology annotation, cellular component: Arp2/3 protein complex; actin cytoskeleton. Gene Ontology annotation, biological process: Arp2/3 complex-mediated actin nucleation. The record is from RefSeq and is a predicted model, not a curated record. The transcript has 6 exons.